This is a messenger RNA of Zootermopsis nevadensis, 1380 nucleotides long. RefSeq lists its product as uncharacterized. The record is from RefSeq and is a predicted model, not a curated record. NCBI's taxonomy places the organism in Eukaryota, Metazoa, Arthropoda, Insecta, Blattodea, Termopsidae.
AUGGUUGUCCGGAGCCUGAUGGAGGAGCAUUUGGCGGUGGCACUACAGAGCCUGGAGUGUCUGUAUAUGGAGGUGGGUAACUCUGAUUUGUGUCUGCUGAGGGACCAGGCUGAACGGGAUAUCCUUUCUGAGAUUCGCAGUCACCCUUACGAUCUGAAGGCACCACACAGAAUUAAGCAAAGACAGCCGGAUUCGCCAUCUGUACGCGGCUUUUAUAAACAACCGGGAAAAUGGUUCCCUCUCAAGUACGUUAUCUUUCUCAUCAUGUUACAACUCAGAAGGUGGCAGAACAGACAUGGUAACAAGGCAGGCAAGAAAAAAGCUGGUUAUGGCAUGGAGACACGCUUAUCUCUUGCUGAUAUGGAAGUUGCACAGCCUCUCUCUCCAGAUGCUAAGGCAUUUGAUGCUGUGUUCUUUAUGGCCGCUAACAAAGAUGGUUACUACUUUGCAGCAGGGACAGAGCGGAGACAGCAUGGCGUGAUUAAUGGACUCUGCUAUGUGGCUGUACCUGGCAAAGGUCUACUGUGCAGCCACAAGUUACCUGACACCGUCCUGUUUGGUGCAAAGAAUGAAGAGUUUGGUGCAGAAGGACUCUUGCUGAAACUUGUGAGACCCAUGAAGAAGUGGAAACUUAAUUACAAAGGAAAGAUGUGGUUGCAGUCUGAUCCCUCUCAAAUGUUUGAUGUGAAUUUUGAAGGAGCCUGGAGCUCAGACCUACCACCUUUCAACUAUGACACUGAUAUGUAUCCGCCUUCUGCUGCUAGGGCUUUCGCCAGAGAAACAUGGACAAGAGAAUAUUUCAAAGCCCUUAAAAAAGCUCAUCAAUCUCACUACGAACAAAUGGGACAUUUGAAUGCAACAAUUGAAAUCAAUGGUGAAAAACACACUGUCAAAAUGCCAUCAUUUCGUGACCAUAGUUACGGGGAAAGAAGAGACUGGAAUCUGAUGCACCGAUAUGCAUUCCACAUGAUCUUCCUAGAUGAUGGGACAAAGGCAACAACUGGGGUGAUCUGUCAGCCCUGUACUUCCUCCAGGCUGGAGGUAGGUUAUGUAUACACUCCAAGUGGUGAAGUUUAUGCACUGGAAUGGUGUGAUUUUGAGCUCUAUGAACAUGGAGAAGAUGGGAGACCUCCAACUGACUACAGCUUCAGCUUCAAAGCAGGUCCAACAAUAUACACAGUACAGGUGAAUGUGGAGUAUGCAGCAGUUCAUUACGUUGGGUGGAAAUGGGAAGCACGCAUGGUAGAACGCUUUGUUCAGUACACAGUCAAUGGCAUCCCAGGCCGUGGAGUGUCUGAAUUUCAUUAUUACAAUAAGGGUGGCAGGCCUUCAUCUGUGGCUGUCAAUGAUCCAUAUUGGUUCAAAAAGCUUACCUUAUAA